GCAGAGGUUGAAGAUAGGUUUGAGAACAGAGCCGAGGCGAGGCACUGGAAUAGCAACCUUAACUUUCCAAGAAUCCAAAUCGACGGUCCGUAUGGAGCACCAUCACAAGAGUAUAAGAAUUUCGAAGUUGUUCUACUCGUGGGUCUCGGCAUCGGAGCUACUCCGAUGAUCAGCAUUGUCAAGGACAUAAUCAAUAACCUAAAAGGCAGCGUAGAAGAAGCUCUUCCUUCAGGGAGAAGAAAAAGGGAGAUGUUCAGAACCAAGAGAGCUUACUUCUACUGGGUCACAAGAGAGCAAGAAACUUUUGACUGGUUCAAGAACGUGAUGGCCGAAGUGACGGAAACAGACUGUAACAACGUGGUCGAGCUGCAUACUUACUGCACCAACGUCUACGAGGAAGAAGACGCGAGGUCCGCACUGAUCACGAUGCUCCAGACGCUGAACCACGCCAAGAACGGAAGGGACGUUGUGUCAGGGACACGUGUCAUGUCCCAUUUCGCUAGGCCUAAAUGGAGAGCCAUCUACAAAAGAAUCGCUGUGAAGCAUCCCGAUACCAGGGUCGGAGUGUUUUAUUGCGGAAUACCUGCAGCAGUGAAAGAGCAACGAGACUUGGCAUUGGAUUUCUCGCAUAAAACCUCCACCACCUUCUGUUUCCAUAAAGAAAGUUCCUAAAUGUACUACGUUUGAUAUUUGUUAACGAGCCUUAAUUCAAAGAUAUGAUAAAUUAUUGCACUGGGUUUCAAAUGUCAGUUAUGAUAUUUUAAGAUAUGUAAUUACGUG
Messenger RNA from Thlaspi arvense, 780 nucleotides. Lineage: Eukaryota; Viridiplantae; Streptophyta; Magnoliopsida; Brassicales; Brassicaceae. The record is from the annotation of a GenBank genome assembly.